Oryzias melastigma (Indian medaka) is the source of this 1032-nucleotide messenger RNA. RefSeq names its product myosin-4. NCBI's taxonomy places the organism in Eukaryota, Metazoa, Chordata, Actinopteri, Beloniformes, Adrianichthyidae. The record is from RefSeq and is a predicted model, not a curated record.
GACUUCAGAAAACUUUGGUCAAGGUUUCAAUAGUUGCCUUGUUUCACUGUAUUUAGGAUAAAUCCAGUUUAAUUCCACACCUCCAUAUGUUUUGGUUUACAUUCACUGACUGCACUCCCAUGAAGAAACAAAAGACUAAAGCGGAUUAAACCAUCUGGAUAAAAAAUCAACAUCUGCUCCUUUGGAGCCUGUAAAGCAGGGGUCUCAUACUCAAUUCAGCCGGGGGCCGCUGGAGGCGGAGUCUGGGUGAGAUCAUCAGAUGAUGACACACAUUAUCCAAUGCGAUGAUGUCAUACAGAGAUCAAAGGCUAUGACCUCAAAUGACAUCAUGGCAUGAUCACAAACAUUUGAUGUCAUCAGAAGAUCAAAGGCUGACCUCGAAUGACAUCAUUUUUGUGGCUCAGAAAAGUUCUUGUACUUCGGAACGCGAAAUUCGGUUCACUUGUUUCACUGGUUCUCAAGUCAUAGGAGUUUCCAGCAGAGCAGAGGAAAGUUUAUCAUCAACUUCCAAGACUUGCAAUUAAAUAUUCAGACUUGUUUACCAAGAUCACAAAGUAUGUCACAUAUUUCUGGAACAAUGGCUUGUCUUCAACAAGAUGAACAAAUCAAUUCCCGUCCAGCCAAGACCGCCCAACAAAAUAGACAUAUUGAUCCCCAGAAUGACCAUCCCGUUCAGCCACUGGCCGAUCUCCAAGAGGUGAAGCUGAACCUCACCCAGCAGGACUCCAUCCUCUCCGAGCUGCGAACUCAGAUCCUACAGGCACAGGAAAAGCAAAAACGUCUGAUCCGUCAAAGAGCAGAGGCUGAGAUGAUCAACAACUAUCAUCAUGAGCUUCCUUUCGAUAAAACCAAAGAAAAGCUACUAGAGUUGCAGAAAGAAGCCUUUGUUCUGAGGCAACAAAAGAAUCUUUCCAGAAUUCUAGACGAGGAGUUGAAAAAGGCGGCCGCCAGCCUUAAAGACACCCAAAAAGGAGAAUUCUGGUUUAAAGAUAAAAACUGUGCCCUGAAGGUUGAACUCCAGGAUCUACAAGA